Molecule: messenger RNA, 4923 nt
Organism: Rhizoctonia solani
Lineage: Eukaryota; Fungi; Basidiomycota; Agaricomycetes; Cantharellales; Ceratobasidiaceae
Product: 26S proteasome regulatory complex, subunit Rpn2/Psmd1
Exons: 14
Coding region: 1-4923 (1640 amino acids)
Biological process (GO): regulation of DNA-templated transcription; proteasome-mediated ubiquitin-dependent protein catabolic process
Cellular component (GO): proteasome regulatory particle, base subcomplex; proteasome storage granule; nucleus
Molecular function (GO): zinc ion binding; DNA-binding transcription factor activity, RNA polymerase II-specific
Source: RefSeq, a predicted model, not a curated record
AUGGUAGCUCAUCCUCGAACUUCAGCUGCUGGAAUUCUGGCAUUAUUAGCAGAGCCAGAACUCGAAAUUAAACAAAGAGCUAUUGUUGAGCUCAUUCAACUUAUUCCUGACUUUUGGGCUGAGAUUUCAGAGGAGAUAUCGGCCAUCGAAGCUCUUUCAGAAUCAAGUGACCUCCAACCAGCAGCACGCGAAAAUGCAGCUCUGGUUGCGAGCAAGGUCUACUAUUACCUAGGCCAGUACGAUGAUGCCCUUUCAUUUGCUUUGCGGGCCGGGAACGCAUUCGAGGCCGAAUUGAAACAAGAAAAGUCUGCCGAAUACGCAGAGACCAUAGUUUCCAAUGCGAUUGAUAGAUACAUCGCCCAACGAGUAGAAUUUGCUGAAACGACCGACCCUUCAACACUCCCCAACUCUGGUGCUGAUUCCGACAAGAUCGACUCUCGCCUAAGAUCGAUUAUUGAGCGCAUAUUCACUCUUGCCAUUGAAGGAGGAGACGUACGUCAGGCUCUGGGUAUUGCAUUGGAGUCCUCGCGCCUGGAUAUUGUCACUAGGAUCUUCGAACACACACACGAUACCGAACUUCUUUCAUAUGCGAUGGACGCGGUGCUCGAUGUCGGAUUCAACCUUGCGACUCGAAACCGGGUCUUACACCAUCUCUGCCCACUCUUCCCACUCCCUAAGCCUGGUGCCAACUACACUAUCGCUCUUACCCGCCUCCAUGUCGCACUUGCCACACCUUCUGUCACGAAUCCGCUCUUCCAGAAGCUUAUCGAAAGCGGAGACAAAACCAACCGUCUCCUGGCUUGCCAACUCGCUUUCGAUCUUGUCGAAGGAUCUACCCAAGAUUUUCUUCGCAUCGUAUCCAAUUCCCUCCCCUCCGGUGAAAACUACGAACUCAUUCGACAAAUCCUUUCCGGUGCCGAUUCUAUCAGGCUCAAGCUUGAUUUCCUCCAACGAAAUAACAAGGUCGACCUCGCCAUCUUGAAGCACACUAAGGAAUCGCUCGAGCAUAGGAGCAGUGUGUACCAUAACGCGCUCACUUUGAGUAACGCGUUCAUGCACGCUGGGACGACAAGCGAUGUGUUCCUUCGUAAUAACCUCGACUGGCUGGGACGAGCCAGCAACUGGUCUAAAUUCAGCGCAACCGGCGCUUUUGGAGUUAUCCACAAGGGCAAUGUCGCCCAGGCUAUGGAGCUAUUGGGACCGUAUCUUCCUGGAGCAUCGAGUGGUGCAGGAUCAAGCCCAUUUAGCGAGGGAGGCGCAUUAUUUGCGUUGGGUAUUGUUCAUGCUGGCCGUGGAAGUGAAGUUGAAGGCUUUUUGAGGGAAAAGGUUCGGCAAGCGGCUGGCGGCGAAGUUGUUCAGCAUGGCGCAGCGUUGGGAUUGGGCAUUGCCGGUAUGGCGAGUCGAUCCGAAGAGGCAUAUGAUGAGCUCAAGGAAGUCUUAUUCACCGACAGUGCCAUCGCAUCCGAGGCCGCUGCAUACGCCAUGGGUCUGGUGAUGCUUGGCUCUGGACAACAAAAAGCUACUGAUGAGAUGCUCGCAUAUGCUCAUGAAACGCAACACGAGAAGAUCAUUCGUGGUCUUGCUAUUGGAGUGGCCUUCUUGUACUAUGGUCGUCAGGAAUCUGCGGAUACUGUGAUUGAAAACGCGCUGAAGGAGAAGGACCCACUUCUCCGAUAUGGUGGUGUUUAUACCUUGGCCCUCGCCUAUGCUGGAACCGGAGAUUCUCGCGCAGUUCGAAAGCUUCUCCACGUCGCUGUAUCUGACACCUCGGACGACGUUCGUCGAGCGGCCGUAACUGCACUUGCCUUCCUUCUCUUUAAGAGCCCGACUCAAGUACCAAGGAUCGUCCAACUUUUGAGCGAGAGUUACAACCCCCAUGUCAGGUGCGGUGCGACCCUCGCCCUCGGCCUGGCGUGCGCAGGAACCGGGCUCCAGGAUGCUAUCGAUCUACUACAGCCUAUGACCAAAGACCCUGUCGACUUUGUCCGCCAAGGCGCAUUUAUUUCACUCGGCAUGAUCCUCGUUCAGCAAUCCGAGGCUUCUUCGCCCUCGCUUUCGUCCACUAGAGCGUUAUACCACAAGAUCGUUUCGGACAAGCACGAGGAUCCGAUGGCUAGGUUUGGUGCCGCCCUUGGACAGGGAUUCAUUGAUGCCGGGGGACGAAACUGCAGCAUUUCGCUCCAGAGCAGGACGGGAAGUGGCAAUAUGAGUGCCAUCGUGGGGAUGGUUCUAUUUUGCCAGUUCUGGUACUGGUACCCCCUUGCCCACUGUGCAUGCCUCGCCUUUGAGCCUACAGGUGUCAUCGGGCUUACCGAGGAACUCAAGACUCCCUCGUUCGAAUUUGUUUCGAAUGCCCGUCCGGCGUUGUUCGCGUACCCCGCGGCGGUAAAGCCACCGACCAAAGAAACGGUCGAAAAGGUCGCGACAGCUGUGCUUUCAACGACCGCCAAGGCCAAGGCGCGCGAAAAGACUAAGGAAAAGGAAAAGGCUGCCAACGAUGGAGAGCGCAUGGAUACGGAUGAGAGUCCUGCGGCCGCAGCUCAAGACGAUGAAAUGAAGGUCGACGAGCCCGCACCGGCGCCCACGCCUAAACGGGCUGGACCCGCACCAACGUCGGAGACACUUCAAAACCUCUCGCGCGUGACCCCAGCGCAGAUGCAGUACAUUACGUUCCCGCAGAAAGCCGAUUCCAGCCCGUGCGGCCCAUCGGAAAGGGCGGAGGCGCCAUUCGGGACUGAAUCGGCCUCGACGGAAAAUAUGGGGGCCCAGACGGAGGGCCAGUCUCCAGCGGCUCAGCAGGGCUCGAGCAAUGACGAAGCCCCUCCCCCGCCUGCUGUUCAGAAUAAUGUCUUCUGCUGCAGGUCGAGUGAGGUCGAAAAAUGGGUGUUUGACGUGCAAAAAGAGGUGUGUUGGAUCCAACUUGCCGUCGUCGUCAAUAUGGUUCUCACAGCCACCAGGCGCAAAAAGUGUGACGAAACCCGCCCAAUAUGUGAAAGAUGUACGAAAGCUGGGAUGCAAUGUCUGGGAUACGAACCUGAAGGCUCCGACUCACGUCCGACGAGGGUUAGGUCAAAGGCGGCUGCUCGAGUCUCCUCGGCCGGCUCAAGAAACUCAAGUGUCCCUCGCCCAUCAGCGUCUACCUCUGCAACACCCGCUUCUGCCAUAACAUCCCCCACGGACCCCACCUCUCCUGGCCAAUCACAGCAGCUAACACAACUCCCCUUUCCUCUGAUACCAAACGAUGCCAUAUUGCCCAUUCAACGAUGCUAUUGGAACGAUGUUUUUGACUUUUCCUUCAUGUCUCCUUCGCUCUCCACUCUCCCCUUCAACUCCACCUUUGGCGGCGAUCCCUCGACCUGGGAUGCAGGUUUACUGUCAAAUGACGUCGGAGUCUGGGCUCCUCAACACUCGGAAAGUCCCGGCAAUAUGACACUGGACUCACAAGCCACAACCUCGCUCGCCACGUCCAACUUGGCCGAUAACCAGUCGCGCAGUAUGGCCCUGUACAAACCACAUCAACCCCCGGCCCGCACGUCCAAGCAGAUGACCUCUGGCCAGGCAUCGCUCCUCAACGCCCUCUUUAGUCUCGGCCAGUCGACCCCGGACUGUAUGAUGCCCACGCCCAAUGCUUCCUUUUCAACACCGCCCAGCACUACCAGCUCAGCCUGGCCUUCCCCCGACCAAGAGGGAGACGAGUCUGACACGAGCGAGGAUUCGGACCCCGAAGGCGUUCGGGAAAUCGUAUGUGGGUCGCCUACAUUGGAGCCUACGGUUCAGAGCAACACUCUUCCGUUUGUGCUCUACAGCUAUGCCACAAUGGUCACUCGAACAGUCUACGAGCCGCUGAAAAUGGCCUCUCAUAUGAGGGAAUGGUUGACCGACCGAUUCUACAAGUCAGAAGAAUCUCGGACGGGGAUUACCACGCUCGCAGGCAUAUUUCACACAAUAUGGAACCUCAAAGCGAGCCCUGCAGACUAUCUUCCUCUGGCUUCGAGAAUCGUUUCCCAGUUCCGCCAGAAAAUAACGCAGGCGAGCUCCACUAUAAAUCUCGCUACUCAGAGUGAUAUGGAAAGACUCACGACGCUAGGUGAAGCGUUAGAGAUAAUCAACCUCCAAAUGCAGGCUGGGACGCUGAGGACCACAAUGGAGUUGAUGGCCGAGACUGCUCCGCUGUUUCGCAGCGCGUGUCCAGAGGCUCCGCAUGAAUUAAUCGACCUCCCCGCCAAACUUACUCAUCCUGACAUCUCGCUGAGACAUUUCGUGACCAUUGACGUGAUCCUGAGUGCUGCUGUUCUUCGCCCGAUGCACUUCCGAUACAAGACUCACUGUUCAAAGGAUUUCCGAGAUAGAGAAGAUUGGGGCUUGCAGUGGUUCAAUGGAGUCCCCGGUGAAUUGAUUCUCAUCAUGGCAAGAAUAAACAUGCUCGUGGUCGAUUAUUGGGCCAACGUUGACCCGGAGGUAAUUGCGGAAAUUGAACGGCAACUCAAGGAAUUCAAAUCUGCGCCAGGAAAAUCCCCUGAUGCCUAUCUCAUGGUCGCGCGACUUGCGGUACAGGAAUGUUGGAGAUUGGCUGUGCUAGUGUAUUUGUAUAUGUGCUUAUGUGGUGCGGACGCGAAAGAUCCUCGAGUUGAGAAGGCCCAGAGGAGUUUCAUGAGAGUCCUAGACCGAACGAAACCCAAUCGUACCCCCGACGUAUUCCUUCUGGCACCAAUGACGAUUGUUGGUCGGGCAACCUAUCGCCCUCGGGAACGCGAUAUCAUUCGCCGGAGACUAUUAAAUAUCCAAGAGUGCGCGCAUCCCGGAACGUGCGGGAACGACGCUGUCCGGAUUCUCGAGGCCAUGUGGACGAGGUCUGAUGCUGAGGGUCGCUCGGUGGUUUGGAGUGAUGGGAGGCUUGCCGUCCGAUCCGUUUGUGGCAUUUAG